AUGGCCGCUCUGGUCCAAACCGUCCCACAGCAAGCCGGCACGAUCACCUUGCUGCAGUCUCGCCCUGCUUCCUCCUCUUCCUCUGCUACCUUCACCACCUCUGCACAGCUCCACAACCAGUCUCCGAUGGCCCGGAACCAGAAUCACGCCCGCUCGUCUAACGGGGGCUCUGGCCCUGGCUCCGGCUCUGGCUCUACCGGUUACCGGCUCGUCCAACCAGUCGCCCCUUAUGCCUUCACGGCCACUCCCGGACUGCCUGCAAACUCACAGCGACACACCCAAACUCAAAGUCAGGCGCAGCUGCAGCAGACACAAAACACAAUAACCACCACAAACAACAACAGCAACAACAACAACAACAACACCAGCUACCCUGGAACCAUCCCUCCACGCACUCACUACUCCUCCACCACCACCACUACUUCCACUACUGCUGGCUCGGUAUCCAAUUCUACUUCCUCUAAUUCUUCCGUUUAUUCACACCCUUCCAAGGAUGACUCUUCCCUCCUCUCCAAGCGCCAGAACCCUUCAGAACUGACUCUGCGUCCUGUUCCCGCGAUCGAUCUCUCUCCUCCUGCUCUCCCUCCUCCUUCAGCCUCAGCUUCACCCACUACCGCAAACAAGCCUUCUCCGGACAGAUAUCGCCGCGGCCAGCGUCGUGGAGACCAGCCUGCCUCCCCCGCUGCAGCCAUCUCUACCAUAGAGCCUAGCUCUCUUGGCAUGGCAACCGCUCAGACUGCCAAAUCUCUCACUCCCUCUAUCGUUGAUAUCCCCAGUAGACCGCAUCAUGCCCGUGGAUCCAGUGUUGAUGCUGCAGUGACGGAUGGUUCCAGUCCUUCCAGCACCGAGCUGGCAAAACGUUACCGCCGCAGAAGCAUGGGCAGCAUCGAUACUGCUGGAUUUCUCACCUUUCCUGACUCCCACCCGUCUCCUCACGCAAAUGAGAUGGCUCUCUCCGAGUUCCCCCUGAGCGGUACUCCGCCUCCUCCAAACUCCAUGUCAAAGAAUGCUGACACGGCUUCUGUCAACUCCUCUUCUGGCUCAGUUAAGUCUGAUAAAGGAGCAGAAACAUCCACAACAUCUCAACCUACCACCUCAAAUAAUACUAACAACAACACCAACAAUAAAAAAGCUGCGGUGACUCGUCCUACAGAGACAUCAAAGCGAUCGAGCACUCCUUCUCCUUUGUCGAAACCAGUUAACCUUGAUGCUGAUGAGACUGUAACGCCCACCACGACUUCAAAAUCUACCCCUGACACGAAAAACCAGCCGCCAAAGGUGGCAGAGACCCCCAGCCCGGCCGCAAAACGGCUCAUCGAGAUCUCAAAGAAAGGCCAAGGAAAGGGAGCAAAGUCACGGCUACGGCGUGCACUCUCCUUCAGCAGCGUUGCCGAGCUGCGUGGUAUCUCUAGCCCUGAACCAGCUGUUAGCUCCCCUCGCAAACAGCAGCUAGACGAAGAGCUGGGACCCGAGCAAGCUGCCAUUGCAGCCAAGCAGGAAGCCGGUGGACUGGGCGAAAGUAUCUACUCUGGCCAGGGUAACGUCUUCACUGGCUCGACAGACAACAUCUCCGUCUCCUCAACCGCCUCGUCCGCCUCCAUCAUGCUCCGCAAAAUGGGCAACGGCGUCAAACGAUCCACUCGUUCUCUCGUCGGCCUUUUCCGUCCCAAAUCAGUCUACAAUGCUCCCACGGACACGUCCCGAAUCACGGCACCCGUCCCGCAGGUCUCUAUGGUAACAGUAGAGGCCCAGCGAGAUGCCGUCAACAAAGGACCACCUGUUCUCCCCGAUAUUGGCGCGGGCAUGGGUGCGGCGAAGCAAGAGAUUGUAAUUGAGCGUCCUCGGUCGACAGAGUCAGAUGCUAGUGCCAGUGCAGAUCGAAGUGGCAGAAAGAGCAUCUUUGGCGGUGACCAGGAGCGUGCCGAAGUCCUGGCCGCAGUUAGAAAGGGCAUUCUCAAAAAAUCAGGCACCAACUCCUCAAACUCCUCCCCCGUCAUCCGACCCACAACGGAUCUUGCUCCUGUCCCAACUCUACAACGCCCUGAGUCCCAGCGCUCUAGCAGCGCUCCAAGCAGUUCUGCCGGUGACCGUCCCCCACGAUCUGGUCACCGACGCACCGACUCCGUCACCAUCGAGGGAGAAGACUACUUCCUCCCCGCUGGCCGCUUCACUGGCUCCGGCCAAAGCGCCCCUGGCACCCCACAAUCGACUACCGGUCGAAAUAUUUCUUUCAGUCCUCGAAUCCAGUUCCACGAUACCUGGCCCAGCGGCGAGUAUGAUAGACGUGGAGAUGUGGCGACAUGUAAUCGUCUCACCCCUCUGCUUGCCCAGCAGAUCAAGGAGGAGCUUAAUACUUUCAAAAUGGAGAUGGAGGUCCACGAAUCUUCCAAAGUCUACACACACUUCUUUUAA
Molecule: messenger RNA, 2412 nt
Organism: Nannizzia gypsea CBS 118893
Lineage: Eukaryota; Fungi; Ascomycota; Eurotiomycetes; Onygenales; Arthrodermataceae
Exons: 4
Coding region: 1-2412 (803 amino acids)
Biological process (GO): actin cytoskeleton organization
Molecular function (GO): actin binding
Source: RefSeq, a predicted model, not a curated record